Molecule: messenger RNA, 371 nt
Organism: Ambispora gerdemannii
Lineage: Eukaryota; Fungi; Glomeromycota; Glomeromycetes; Archaeosporales; Ambisporaceae
Source: the annotation of a GenBank genome assembly
AUGGUAAACGAACAAAAUUUAAAGCCAAUUAUAAGUCAACAAAAAUUAGUUGAGGAAUCUCCUUUGUCUCCUGCUGCUAGGGCAAAGGUAAUCAAUAAAAGCGGUAGUAAUUAUGUAAGCGAGAGAGGAAAAGAAGGUUAUGGACCGAUGCCUUAUGUUGACAGCCAAGCAUUAAUGAUUGCUGGUUCUGACUCGAUAAUGAGUAGAAUAGAGCGUGAAUUUCCUAAUGUUGCAACACUUCUUAGAUGGAAUCGAGAAGCUACUUUGAGUUUUCUUAAAGAAAAACAUGCCUUUAGUGCUUAUUUGGGACAAAAUGCUUUUAGAGUUCCUUGUUCUCAUGAAGACAAUUAUAGUAAAACUGGACCUGCUGC